Mytilus trossulus (common blue mussel) is the source of this 2260-nucleotide messenger RNA. RefSeq names its product heat shock 70 kDa protein 12B-like. The transcript is spliced from 4 exons. The record is from RefSeq and is a predicted model, not a curated record. Bases 243 to 1988 code for a protein of 581 amino acids. NCBI's taxonomy places the organism in Eukaryota, Metazoa, Mollusca, Bivalvia, Mytilida, Mytilidae. Gene Ontology annotation, molecular function: ATP binding; ATP-dependent protein folding chaperone.
AAACAACUUUGUUUAACAUGUUUAAAGCGUCGCCGACGUGGUAUCAAAGGGCAAACUACUUUGAGUUUAAACCGAAAGUAAAAAAUGUACGCAUUAUUUUGGUUUGUCUUUUUCAGCAUGAAAGGAAUAUCGAAAACACAGCAAUUUAGAUGAAGUGAGAAAUUCUAAUUCAUAUUUUAUGUGAUUUUGGGAUAUAAGCAAAAUUUGUUUUCUUAUACUAAGGGAUAUUAACAUACAUUAAUAUGGCACAAAUUACUACCGAGGACAAUAACUACUUAAUUGUAGCUGCAAUUGACUUUGGAACUACUUAUUCUGGGUAUGCAUUUUCAACUCGAAGUGACUUCAAGAAAAAUCCUCUACAGAUACAAGCUAAUCAUGCGUGGAAUGCCGGAAGCAGACAACUAAUGUCACUAAAAGCACCAACCUGUCUUUUACUAGAUUCAGACAAGAAUAUUGUAGCUUUUGGAUAUGAAGCAGAAAACAAGUAUGCUGAGCUUGUCAUGGAUGAAGAACAUCAUGAUUAUUAUUAUUUCCACAGAUUUAAAAUGAGUCUCUACAAUGCAAAGAGUGUAAGCAAAGAACUGAUCAUAGAAGAUAUAACUGGGAAGAGUGCAUCGGCUUUAGACGUAUUUUCUUUGUCCAUCAAAGCCCUUAAAGAUCAUUUACUGAAUUCUAUUAGACAGCAGCUUGUUGAUAUACAAAUGGAUGAUAUCCGAUGGGUUCUUACUGUUCCUGCCAUAUGGUCUGACGGUGCCAAGCAGUUUAUGAGAAGGAGCGCUGAAAUGGCGGGGAUAUCAUCGAAUAAACUUAGAAUAGCCCUGGAACCUGAAGCUGCAUCGAUAUACUGUCAACAUUUGCCUACAGAAAAAUUGGAAGGAGCAAAAGGAUUUGCAGUCGCUACCGUUGGGACAAAAUAUAUGGUUGUUGAUUUAGGAGGAGGGACGGUUGAUAUAACAGUUCACGAAAAAAGAAACGACGAAAGCCUAAAAGAAAUUUGUCGUGCCUCGGGUGGCGAUUAUGGCGGAACAAGUGUUGACCGAGAAUUCAUGAAAAUGAUAGAGAAUAUCACUGGUACUGAAGCAAUGGAAGCUUUCAAAAGAGAAAGUCUUGACUCCUAUAUCGAUUUAUCCAGAGAGUUUGAAAGCAGGAAAAGAAGUCUUCGUGUUGGAAAAUCGGGGACAAUUAACAUGACGAUCCCGUUUACGGUUUUGGAUGAUCUUUGUGAAGAACACUUGCAUAAGAAUUUAAAAUCUGCUAUUGAGUCGUCCAAGUUUCAUUCAGAUAUUUCAAUUAUUUCUGAUAAGAUACGUAUAAAGGAAGAUACCUUUCUUUCCUCAUUUCAGCCAACAAUUGCUAGCGUACUCAAAAUAAUUGAUGAAAUCUUAAAGAGAGAAGGUGUUGAUGGACUUUCACAAAUUAUCCUUGUCGGAGGUUUUGCAGAAUGUGUCUUUCUUCAAAAAGCAGUACAAUCUACUUUUCUAGAUCAAGAUGUUAUUGUUCCAACAGAUAGUGAGAUGGCUGUUCUAAAAGGAGCCGUAAUAUUUGGUCAUCAGCCAAACGCAAUUUCUGAAAGAAUUUCUAAGUAUACCUAUGGAUUCAGUAAACGCAAAAAAUUUGAUCCACUGAAGCAUGACAGUAGCCAUUUAGAAGUAGUAAACGGAGAAAAGAAAUGCUGUCGUGUAUUCGAAACAAUUGUAAAACGCAACGAAAUACUACCUCUAGGUAAAAAGGUUACGUCGGUAGCAAAAUGUAAACAAGAAGAUAACGGAUUGUUUACACUUCGUAUAUAUCAAACAGAAAAAGAUAACCCAAAGUAUACCGACGAAGACGGUUGUUCGGUAUUAGGAACAAUAACAGUGCAGCUAACAGGCACAGGUACAGGUGACAAAAUCAAAGUCGAGUUGAUUUUCGGAGAAACUGAGAUUAGAGUUAAAAUCAAGGAAACAACCACUCAUAAAAAGUGCGAGGAGACCAUUGAAAUGAUAUAACAACUAUCUUGAAUAAAAAAUUUGCAAAAAAGACAAAAAUGGUAUUAUUCAAUGCAAUCAUUUUUAAUUUAAUUUUUUCUUAUACUGAAACAAAUAUUACAGUCAUUCUCUUCAACGGGUUCGGGACUUAUCUUAUAUAUCUUCGGAUUGCAAAUGUUUGGCUUUGAGCGUUCCUGAUGAAGGUAAAUCUAGAAAAGCACUUCGGACGCAUGAAAUUAUUCAACGUGUUGUUUUCAAUUUUUUAAAUCAAUUGUUGAAAAAUUGUUUGGAAC